Messenger RNA from Paramecium octaurelia, 2123 nucleotides. Lineage: Eukaryota; Ciliophora; Oligohymenophorea; Peniculida; Parameciidae. The record is from the annotation of a GenBank genome assembly.
AUGACAGAUUUUUUAUAAAACUUUCUCAUAGGAGGGGUUUCAGCUGCAUGUUCAAAAACGGCCUUUGCACCAUUUGAGAGAGUUAAGCUACUACUUUAAACCUAAGAUGCCAUUUAAAAGGUGUAAAAUGGAUAAACAAAGAGAUAUAAUGGAAUCCUCGAUUGUUUCUCACGAAUAUCUAAAGAAGAGGUUAUUUAAAUGAUAAACUACUCAGGGACUAUCUGCGUUUUGGAGAGGAAACUUCGCAAACAUCAUUAGAUUUUUCCCUGCUCAAGCUUUAAGCUUUGCUCUAAAGGAUACAUACAAAUAUAUGUUUAACCAAUACGGUUUAUAAAAUAUAAUAUCUUUAAGAUCAAAAGAAAUAACCAAUUCGAUUUUUUAUUAGUAACAUCGCUGCAGGAAGCGCAGCUGGCGCCACUUCUUUGCUAUUAGUCUAUCCUUUAGAUUUUGCAAGAACAAGAUUGGCAGUAGAUAUUGGUAAGUAAGCUGACAGGUAAUUCACUGGUUUAACGGAUUGUUUGACUAAGAUUUAUAGGUUGGAUGGUUUUAUCGGAUUGUAUAGAGGUUUCGGAGUUACAGUUUUUGGUGUGAUGGUAUACAGAGCAAUAUAUUUUGGAGCUUAUGACACAGCCCUAAAGAUGUUUAAUCACUAAAAUCAUAUAUUUUAUCUAUUUCUUUUAGCUUAAUUUGUAGCAUGCACUGCUAGUAUCUUAUCGUAUCCCUUGGAUACAAUAAGAAGAAGGAUGAUGAUGCAAUCAGGUAAAUCUUUAAUAAUUAUCAAUUAAUAGGAAGAGUUGAUGUUCUUUAUGGAAAUAGUUUUGAUUGUUGUUUUAAAAUUAUUAAAAAUGAAGGAAUGAGAGGAUUUUUUAAAGGAUUUCUUUUAGAGUUCUCUUCUAAGUUAGGAUUCUCAUUAAUGCUAGCAUUUUAUUCUAGUAUAUAAUCGCAUACUAACUUGAAUUGAAUUGAAUCGAAAAUUAAUAUGAAUAGAUAAAUACAUUAUUAUUGCAUAUAUUUUAUUUCAUUAUUUUAAAAAAUAUUAUAUUGAUAUUUAGAACACAAUAUUUAUUUAAAUUCUCUGCUUCUCUUCUGAAAAGACUCCAAAUGGAGUUAUUAUAAGUCAGGAUGAUUUUGAGUCCAAGAAAAAUCGAUUGUUUACUUUCAGAGAGAUAAUUAAAGAAGGUUUAAAGGAGUUAAAAGUGAAGAUUUAUUUAAAUGAAUAAAUAAAUAAAUAUAUUAUGAAUUAAGAUAUUUAGACAUAAGACCAAUUGAUAGAGUACUUAACUUCGAUUGAUUAGUAACAUUUAAUCACCUAUAUUCAUAAUUAUACUCAAUAAUAGAUUACAGAAUUCAUUGACCAAAUAAAUCAACUCAAUAGGAAUUAUCCAGGAGGAAUCAAAGAGUAUGCAAAUAGAGCAAGAAAAGUAUGAAUUGAUAUAUAUAUUUAGUUAUUGCUUGAUGCUUCUGAAGAUGUCAAUCCAUUUGCUGAAUAUACUGCUCAUGUACCAUAAGGACAGAAUGUAGAUAUUUAUUCUGAAGAAUAUUGCCGAUUGGAAUAAUUGGGAGUGGAAGAAAUUAAGGAUACAUGUUUUGUAUUAGUGGCUGGUGGUUUAGGUGAGAGAUUGGGUUAUGAUGGAAUUAAAGUAGCUUUGCCAAUAGAAUUAGUUACUAAUACAACUUACUUAGAAUAUUAUUGUUAAUUUAUACUGAAUUUAUAAAAAAAACAUGGGAACAAAUUAUUACCCUUUGCAAUAAUGACAUCAGAUGAUACUCACAAAUUAACUUUGUAGUUAUUGGAAAAUAACUUAUAUUUCGGAUUAUAAAAGGAAUAAGUCACUCUCAUAAAAUAAGAAAAAGUGCNAAUGUAAGCUUCUGCUAAUACAUAUUAAAAUUUCAAGGUUUAAUCCAACGAAUUCAAUAAUAAAUUAUAAAUUUUUUAAUUUAUCCAAUAUAGGAAUAAAUUACCUCAUAAAUUCUAAGAAACAAUCAACUACUUCGUAAUUUAUAAAAUUCUUUAUGAUUGCAUCUAUGAAACUAUAUUUUUAAACAAAAUGAGAAUACAUGAUUGGAUUUGUAAUAAUGGAAUUUAUGUUGAUAGUUUUUAUCAAAUUAUUCAGUUUUAAUGA